This is a messenger RNA of Acanthosepion pharaonis, 540 nucleotides long. Lineage: Eukaryota; Metazoa; Mollusca; Cephalopoda; Sepiida; Sepiidae. The record is from the annotation of a GenBank genome assembly.
AUGAAUUCCUAUGGACCGGGCAACAGUCCAAGCAGACGAGAGCUAACAUCAGGAAUGUCUGAUCCAGAAGAACAUUUCCGUCGAUCUCUAGGAAAAGAUUACCAGAAAUUAAACCAACAGUCCCCAGUUGAGCCAUUGGCAAAACAGAUAUUAGAAGCAAACGUUUCAGUUGGUUCCACUGAUACAGAACCUGACAAUUUAUGUAAUCGACGUUUGAUUCUCCUCACAACACAGGAUAAUUGUCCCUCAGUAGAUGAUCAUUUCGCAAAGUCUCUCGGUAACAGCACCUGGUCUGCAAUCAAAGCGAAGAGAGACGAAUCUACCGAGUCUGUUGAUGACCAUUUUGCCAAGGCUCUUGGAGACACGUGGCACCGGAUCAAGGCCGAGAAAGAGAAUAAUUGUGACACAUUACGGUCAUCUUCCCCUUUACAACAACCCUCUGACCCCUCUACCUCUCUCUCUAAUUCUACCCCUCUCUCUCUCUUAAACCUCUCUCUCUUAAACCUCUCUCUCUCUCUUAAACCUCUCUCUCUCUCUUAA